This is a messenger RNA of Pelagomonas calceolata, 558 nucleotides long. The record is from the annotation of a GenBank genome assembly. Lineage: Eukaryota; Pelagophyceae; Pelagomonadales; Pelagomonadaceae.
ACGCGACAAGCCAAUAUGUCAAUACUCUCGCGAAAAUCUUCAUCCUCCAGGCAACAAUCCGGGUCAAUAAUUCUGCGAAACUGCGAAAAAAAACUCGUGGCUCCGCAGCCGAGGAGUAGUUAAGCGGUCACGCACGCUAGACUACCGACACAAAGCCGUCGACGCCUGAUGGUCAACGGCGGAAUCACGCGCAGGUCCUUCAGCGGCGCGGCGCCGCCGCCGCCGCCGGGCCGGCCCGCGGACGCGACGGCGUCGUUCGUCGGCGAGAUGCUCGGCGCCGAGCGCAAGAUCGAGGAGGACGCGGGUAAGCUCGUGCGCGCGCUCGAGGCCAUCGAGCGCGACCCCAAGUCGGCCGUCGCGUACUACCACCUGGGCAUCCUGCUGGAGGAGAUCCGCGGCGACGAGGCCGGCGCCGAGACGGCGUACCGCAAGGCCUGCGAACUGGACCCUCAGUACGCGGACGCGUUCAUCAACCUCGGCAACCUGCUCAAGGGCGACGGCAUCCUGAAGGGCUCCGAGGACGUGCUCCAGGGCGUCGACCGCGGCCGGCCGGAGUGA